Molecule: messenger RNA, 3951 nt
Organism: Cladocopium goreaui
Lineage: Eukaryota; Dinophyceae; Suessiales; Symbiodiniaceae
Source: the annotation of a GenBank genome assembly
CAGUCGGAAAACCUCCUGAAAUUUGUGUCUGGGCAGCCAGGCAUAAAGCUCAGGGCACAUUUGUGCCAUAGAGAUUGCGACCAGCUGAGGAGCAAUCCUGAUCUUCUUCACCUUAAAGACUUUCAGCGCAUCAAGCCAGGCAGUGUGACAGGAUGGGAAGAGAAUCUCAUUGCGGUCGACGAGAACGCAGAGCUGAGGAGAGAGAUGAAAGAGAAGACAGACAAGAAAGAAAAGAAAGAAAAGGAAGCAGCGGAGGAGUCAAGCCAGAGUGGAGAGUCCAAGAAGGCCAAGAAACCCCUGGAGGCUCUGUACGGGAAUACGGGGCUCGAUCCGGACAGCAAAAAGAGGAAAAGGAUUGUGGCCCGGAUGAAAAAGAAGUUAAAAAAGGCAAAAACCUCGUCCAGCAGUUCGUCGGCGAGUUCCAGCACCAGCACCUCGGAGGGGGAGACAGUGGAGGACGACUUGCUGCAGGACAGGUCAAAGUUGCAGAAGAUUGCAACGAUGGCCCCAGGAGUCUUGGCGGCAUCGUCGCUGCAGACCAUGAAGUCUUACAUCAUGCAGAGCAGCGGCAACCCGUGGCAUUUGGAAGAAGGGAGUCUCCCCCCAGUGCUUUCACAGUAUGCCAGGCAGUACCUUUUGGGGAAAGCCAGUGGUGGGAUUCGUCGAGAAAUAGAGACGUUGGUGUGCAUUGGAGAUUAUCUCCUGCUGGGCAGGGCAGCGGAGGCCUGCGACUGCCUUGUGCAGCGAGUGAAGAGCUUAGAGAUGACCCUGGCGGGCCAGAGCUGGGCCACGAGUCAGAAACUAGAAAUAAUCCCCAAUGUGGACGCUGGAGUGGCGUCAAGGGCAGAACUCCAGUUAGCCCAGAAGGAGGCAGCACUCGACAUGAAGGCGAAAGGGAGCAGCGCCAAAGAAAAACUCCUGAGUGUGGGAGAAAAAAGAAGAAGAAUAGCAGAGGGAGAAAAGGUUUGCGCUCUUAGAGAUACUCCCGAGGAUGAUGGGAGUGAAAGAAAAAAGGCAACAGGAGGAUGCGACAGUAAAGGAAGUGAGGACGCAGGCAGAAGCUCCAGGACGAUGCAGAGAAAGGGAGAAGACUGUAGGGCGGUAGCAGAGGGAGUCAAUGAGCUCCCGGUUGGGUUUCACUUUUUCCGUGGAGGAGCUGCCACUCCUCCUGGUAGUGUGCAUGAAUCUUCUCCCGAUGUGGAUGAAGGUACAGCUGACGACAGCCAAGGCACAGGCUUGGGCCGCGCCAAUGCUGGAAAAAGACUUGAAUUUGUUGGAGAGAAUGUUUCCAAGUUGCAGAAGCAAGUUCUUGAAGGUCUACUACCAGCGUGCAAGCGGGUGUGUGAGUGGACUGAGCGAUUGGACGCGUUUUCGUGGCAUGACUUCUUUUGUGUAAGAGGGGUCGACUAUAAAGGUGAUGAAAUCCUGAACGCACAGUGGAUUAGGUGGGAAAAUGUCAGCCCUGCGUUGCCUGUUGAGAUUGGAGGGGUGGAGUUAGAGAAGGUGGUUGAGCUGGGUUCUCAUCACUAUGCGCUUAAUUUCGACACGUACCUGUUGGCGCCAGAAGAUCAGGUCUAUGUGCGCCCCCCGCGCGUGAUGGUUGCACCAGAGUGCUGGGAUGCUUUUUGCGAUAAUAUGUUGCAGAGGGGAGUCUUUAGCAUGGUGCAUGAAGACGAGAUCUAUCGGGUUCAGGAUAAGCCCCUUCUUAACGGGUUAUUCGGGGUGUCUAAGCACGAGUUUGAGGGGAACUACGAGGUGAUGAGGGUCAUUAUGAACCUUGUGCCGGUGAAUGCGGUAUGUCGAGGGUUGGACAGCGACAUUGCUACCUUGCCGUCAAUUUCUGGGAUGACGCCUUUGGAACUUUUGUGUGAUGAGGAUCUGGUGAUUUCCAGUGAGGAUGUACGAUGUUUCUUUUACAUCUUCAAGAUCCCCCCUAGCUGGCAUCGCUUCAUGGCUUUCAAUCGUCCUCUUCCUGCUCGACUCUGUGGAGAUAAACCUGGAGUAUGGUACCCGUGUAGCUCUGUCUUACCAAUGGGUUUUAAGAACAGCGUAGCGUUAGCCCAACAUGUGCACAGGGUUAUUGCCAAGAAGGCGUUGGUACGGUGUCACCGUGGGGGGGAGGUCGAAAUGCGAAAGGAUAGAAGUUUCACUACGAGCAAUCCCCUCAUGAGAAUUUAUUUAGAUAAUUUUGAUGAGCUUCGCAAAGUCUCAAAGGGACAUGCGGAAGCUAUUGCAGGUCAUGUUUCACCGUUGGUUUCUAGUUUACGGGAGGAGUAUGCAUUGCUGAAGGUUCCCCGUCACCCUAGAAAAGGGGUGGCGAGUCAAACUCUUGCUGAAGUUCAAGGUGCGGUGGUUGAUGGUAAAGCCGGAAUUGCGUAUCCCAAGCAGGAGAAGGUUCUCAGGUACGCUUAUUUGACCAGGCUUGUGCUUGAAGCAGGUGAAGCCACACAGAAACAGAUGCAGAUUGUCGGUGGAGGCUUGGUUUAUUUGGCGAUGUUCAGGAGACCGCUCCUAGGUAGCCUUAACGCUAUUUGGACCUUUAUCUGCUCCUUUGAAGGAUUUCCCCCCGUGGUCAAAUUGAAACUGCCUGAAGAGGUCCGAGAAGAAUUGGCAAGGUUUCUAGGGUUGAUUCCUUUGGCUUACAUGGACUUCCGUUGCCGCCUUAGUAGCUUGGUAACCGCUAGUGACGCGUCAACUACGGGCGGGGGUGUUACGGCUUCCAACAAGCUAUCGCCUGCGGGUUGUGUGGCAGCCCAGUGUCCUGUACGGGGGGAUGUGGUGGAGCCAACAGACAUUACGGGUGUGCUUACCGUGGGGUUGUUCGAUGGCAUCAGUGGGUUACGAGUUGCCGCUGACGUCCUUGGUUGGAACGUAAUGGGGCAUAUUAGUGUUGAGCGGUCGCCGGAAGCAGCCCGAGUUGUUGAAUCACGGUUUCCCAACACUAUUCAUGUGUCAAAUGUGCAGGACAUCACUGGUGAGAUGGUUAAAGACUGGUCCCUGAAAUUUUCUCAGGUGGGCCUCAUACUGCUGGGGGCUGGUCCCCCAUGUCAGGGGGUAUCAGGUCUAAAUGCUGCACGAAAAGGAGCGCUCCGAGAUGAACGUAGUGCUGUGUUUCAGCAUGUACCCCGCGUAAGAGAUUUGCUGAAAGCAGCCUUUCCGUGGGCCCAAGUUCAGACUUUGAUGGAAUCAGUGGCAUCCAUGGACCAGAGUGACGAGGAGAUCAUGUCGGCUAGUUUCGGUGCUACACCUUGGUAUAUUGAUGCUGGAAAUGUGAGCCUGGCUCACAGACCACGGUUGUAUUGGACGGAAUGGGAAUUGGUGGCUGAAGAGGAUGCCACUUUGGAUGUUCUUCCGUCUGGUUUGAAUCCCAACUUGAGGGUACAAGAUCUGGUGGAACGCACCGCACCAGGAAGUGAAACGGAUUUCCAGACCUACCUGCAGCGGCCUAUGAUGGGAAGCUGCCGACGGGUGGGGCACCUGGCUAAUGAGCUUAAGCUGGUUCGGAAAUUGUGCACGUUGAUCAGUAUCAAAGGUGAUGACCUUUUGAUUCAGCCGUCUACGGACGAUCAGGUCAAAUAUCAGAGAUUAAGGGCGUCCAUUCCAUCAAAGUUGUGGAAAUGGCGUACCAUCUGUGGAUGGACCUGGUCGCAACAAGCUGAGCAUAUUAAUGUGCUUGAGCUUCGAGCCGUUCUUACGGCUUUGAGGUGGCGGAUUGAACGCAAAGGAAUUACGCAUUCCAAGUUUGUGCAUUUAGUUGAUUCUUUAGUGUGCCUGCAUGCGUUGAGUAGAGGACGGUCAUCUAGCCGUAAGCUAAAACGUACCUUGCUUCGGAUCAAUUCCCUGCUUCUUGCGACCAACUCCCACGUUUUGUGGGCUUACGUGAAUACAAAGGACAAUCCGGCGGACGCCCCGAGUAGGCGGCCCCGGAAAAGAAAAUGGUCCAAUGCCUAA